Striga hermonthica is the source of this 996-nucleotide messenger RNA. Lineage: Eukaryota; Viridiplantae; Streptophyta; Magnoliopsida; Lamiales; Orobanchaceae. The record is from the annotation of a GenBank genome assembly.
AUGGUGGUGAAGAGUGAGAAAGGUAGAAUUUGUGUGACCGGAGGAACCGGUUUCCUUGGUUCAUGGAUGGUCAAAAGGCUUCUUGAAGAUGGAUAUCAAGUCAACACCACUUCAAGAAUCGAUCCAGAGCGCAAAAGGGACAUCAGCUACCUCACGAACCUCCCGGGCGCGGCCGAGCGGCUCAAAAUCUUCAACGCAGACCUCGACAAGCCCGAGACCUUCGGGCCCGCGAUCGAGGGCUGCGUCGGGCUUUUCCACAUGGCCCACCCGCUCGAUUUUCAGGAGAAGGAGCCCGAGGAUGUGAAGGUCCACCGGGUCACGACGGGAAUGCGGGCCAUCCUUCGGGCCUGUGCGGAUGCCAAGACUGUCCGUCGCGUGGUCUACACCUCAAGCAUAUCGGCCGCGGCCGGCACCACGGCGCGCGGCCCGUUGGGCCUAAUCGACGAGAGUUGUUGGACCGACGUGGACUUCGUGAGGAGCCUCAAGGCUUUCGGUGGGCCCUACAUGGUCACCAAGACGCUAGCCGAGAAGGCCGCAGUUGAAUGCGCGGAGGAACUCGGGCUUGACCUUGUGUGCGUCGUGCCCACUUGGGUCACGGGUCCGUUUAUUUGCCCGCAUAUACCCGACUCGGUUUAUGUGUCCAUGGCUUUGAUCUUUGGUGACAAGGCACAUUACCAGCAUGUUAAGGACACAAGUUUGAUUCAUGUUGACGAUGUUGCAAGAGCUCAUAUACAUCUGUUCGAGUAUCCAGAAGCAAAAGGGCGAUACAUUUGUGCGGCUGUCGAGUUUACUAUAGACAAAUUAAGCGAAUUUAUUUCGGCUAGGUACCCUGAAUACAAGAUGCCUGAUCCAGAAUCGUGGAAGGACAUAAUACCUCUUAAAUUUUCGGGCCUUUCGACGAAAAAACUGAAGGAAACCGGGUUCAAGUACGAAAACGGGCUUGCGGAGAUGUUUGAUGGGGCAAUCAAAAGCUGCAAAGAGAAGGGCUUUCUUUAG